ACCAGUGUCCCCACUUCUCUGGAAGCUGCGAGGCUUGGUUCUGAAACAAGAGUGCACCUGUGGGGCCCCCAUGAAGCUCCUGGCUUUCCUGAGCCUGCUGGGUCUGGUGCUGCUGGGGGCAGGGACAGCUUCUCUCCCCAAGGAGAGGAAGAGGAGAGAUCAGACGCUCGGGGAAGGCGAUGCUUAUGCAGUCCUGGACAACUAUGACCUGGGCCUGGACAACUACGACGAGGUCAUUGACCUGAGCGACUAUGAGGGGCUCACGGACUAUGGGGACCAGCUCCCCGAGGUCAAAGUGACCAGCCUGGUUCCUCCAACCAGGAUCGGUUCCACUCAGAGCACAGUGACUCCGAGGAAACUCUCUUCAAAGCCCAAGAUGAGCCGGCCUACGAUGCUGGGCCUCCUGGACUCGCCAAGCAGCCACAGCCUGCCCACAUGUCUGGUCUGCGUGUGCCUCGGUUCCUCCGUGUACUGUGACGAUACUGACCUGGAGAACAUCCCUCCUCUUCCCAAGACAACCACUUACCUGUACGCCCGCUUCAACCGCAUCCGCCGGAUCCGCGCCGGAGACUUCCAAGGGCUGACAAAACUGAAGAGGAUUGACCUUUCCAGCAAUGCCAUCUUCUCCAUUGAUGAUGAUGCUCUCCGGCUGCUGCCUGCCCUGCAGGAUCUGAUCCUCCCAGAGAACCAACUGGCAUCUCUGCCCGUGCUGCCUGCCAGCAUCGAGGUCCUGGACGUCCGCCUGAACCGGCUCCGGAGCUCGGGGAUACAGCCUGAAGCACUCAGGGCGCUAGAGAAGCUGCAGUUCCUCUACCUGGCUGACAACCUUCUGGACUCCAUCCCUGGGCCUCUGCCCCCGAGCCUGCGCUCACUGCACUUGCAGAAUAACAUGAUAGAGACCAUGCAGAGCGACGCCUUCUGCGACUCCGAGGAGCACAAACACAGCCGGAGGCGGCUGGAAGACAUCCGCCUGGACGGCAAUCCCAUCAACCUGGGCCUCUUCCCCAGUGCCUACUUCUGCCUGCCGCGGCUCCCCACCGGCCGCUGCUGCUAG
This is a messenger RNA of Leptonychotes weddellii (Weddell seal), 1054 nucleotides long. It is a transcript of the gene OPTC, whose product is annotated as opticin. The record is from RefSeq and is a predicted model, not a curated record. Lineage: Eukaryota; Metazoa; Chordata; Mammalia; Carnivora; Phocidae. Gene Ontology annotation, molecular function: protein binding. Gene Ontology annotation, biological process: bone development; articular cartilage development; collagen fibril organization. Gene Ontology annotation, cellular component: extracellular matrix.